This is a messenger RNA of Erigeron canadensis, 1893 nucleotides long. Its product is annotated as beta-fructofuranosidase, soluble isoenzyme I-like. The record is from RefSeq and is a predicted model, not a curated record. Bases 1 to 1893 code for a protein of 630 amino acids. Gene Ontology annotation, molecular function: hydrolase activity, hydrolyzing O-glycosyl compounds. Gene Ontology annotation, biological process: carbohydrate metabolic process. The transcript is spliced from 7 exons. Lineage: Eukaryota; Viridiplantae; Streptophyta; Magnoliopsida; Asterales; Asteraceae.
AUGGCUUCUUCCACCACCACCCCUCUCAUUAAUCACAAUGAUUCUCAACAAUGGCCCGAACCUAUCUCAUAUCGAACGGGUCGAUCAUCCACAUGCAAAUUAGUCCUCUCGGGCAUAAUCUUGGCCGGCAUUCUUGUGUUUGCAUCUUUGGUUCUUGUGAUUGAUCACAACCAUAUACAAAAACUACAAGAUGGCCGUCAGUCUAAUGUCACUAAAAGUUUAUUUGAAACGUCGAAUAUUGAUCAUCGAGAGAGCCUUGAUGAGAAUGUGGUCAGAGAAGAUGAUAGCGUAGAAUGGCAACGAUCUGCUUAUCACUUUCAGCCCGAAAAGAAUUUCAUUAGUGAUCCUGAUGGUCCAUUGUAUCAUAUGGGUUGGUACCAUUUGUUUUAUCAGUAUAACCCAUAUUCGGCUAUAUGGGGCAAUAUCAGUUGGGGUCAUGCAGUCUCCAAAGAUCUCAUCAACUGGUUCGAACUUCCUUUAGCCAUGGUUCCGGAUCACUGGUACGAUAUGCAGGGGGUUAUGACCGGUUCUGCCACCAUCCUGCCCGACGGUCAAAUCAUCAUGCUCUAUACGGGCAAUGCAUAUGAUCUUUCUCAACUUCAAUGCCUAGCAAAACCCGUAAACUCUUCUGAUCCACUUCUUAUUGAUUGGGUCAAAUAUGAUGGUAACCCGAUCCUCUUUCCCCCUCCUGGCGUCGGGUUGAAGGAUUUUAGGGACCCGUCUACUCUUUGGGUCGGGCCGGAUGGCAAGUAUAGAAUGGUUAUGGGUUCAAAACAUAAUAAUACUAUCGGUUGUGCUUUAGUGUACCAUACAACUAAUUUUACUUAUUUUGAGUUGUUGGAUGAGGUGCUUCAUUCGGUUCCGGGUACGGGUAUGUGGGAGUGUGUGGAUCUUUACCCAGUAUCAACGGAAAAUAAUAAUGGGUUGGAUAUGUCGGAUGAUGGGUCGGGUAAUAAGUAUGUGUUGAAGCAAAGUGGAGAUGAGGAUAGACAUGAUUGGUAUGCAAUUGGGUCGUAUGACCCGGUUAAGGAUAAAUGGUUCCCGGAUGACCCGGAAAUGGAUUUGGGUAUCGGGUUGAGAUAUGACUAUGGAAAGUUCUAUGCAUCAAAGACGUUUUAUGACCCGAGUAAGAAGAGACGGGUCCUUUGGGGUUAUGUUGGAGAAACGGAUCCUCAAAAUGAUGACCUCAAAAAAGGAUGGGCAAAUAUUUUGAAUGUUCCAAGAACUGUAGUGUUGGACACAAAGACACAAAGUAAUUUGAUUCAAUGGCCGGUUGAGGAAACAGAGUCGUUAAGGUCUGAAGAGCACAAUGAGUUCACAGAUGUUGAUUUGCGACCUGGAUCAAUCGUGCCACUUGACAUAUGCGAAGCAACACAGUUGGACAUAAGUGCCUCAUUCAGGAUAGAUGAAACUUUGUUAAGUGCAACCUUAGAAGCCGAUGUUUUGUUCAACUGCACCACCAGCCAGGGUUCAGCCACGAGGGGUGUUUUCGGACCGUUUGGACUUGUGGUUCUAGCCGAUGCGGCUCUUUCUGAACAAACUCCUGUGUAUUUUUACAUAGCAAAAAACACAGAUGGUACCUCAAGAACUUAUUUCUGUGCUGAUGAAUCAAGAUCAUCAAGACUUCAAGAUGUUGGGAAAAUGGUGUAUGGAAGCACUGUUCCUGUACUCCAUGGUGAAAACUACAACAUGAGAUUAUUGGUGGAUCAUUCAAUAGUUGAAAGCUUUGCACAAGGAGGAAGAACAGUGAUAACCUCUAGAGUAUAUCCUACAAAAGCAAUCUAUGACUCCGCCAAAGUAUUCUUGUUCAACAAUGCUACUGGAAUCAAUGUUAAGGCAUCACUUAAAAUAUGGAAAAUGGGAGGUGCAAAACUUAAGCCAUUCCCUUUAUAA